Mus caroli (Ryukyu mouse) is the source of this 687-nucleotide messenger RNA. RefSeq names its product tektin bundle interacting protein 1 (gene Tektip1). The record is from RefSeq and is a predicted model, not a curated record. NCBI's taxonomy places the organism in Eukaryota, Metazoa, Chordata, Mammalia, Rodentia, Muridae.
UAGAGCCGCUGGACAGGCAGGGCCAGACAUGGAAAACGUGAGGCGGGAGGCUACUCGGCCCUCUGUUCCCUCAGGCACCCUUGAACUCUACUUCCCCGACCAUCUCUACCGCAAUGACUACGUGUCCCUGGAGGGGCCCCGUUGGGCGCCGGCCAUCAAGCAAGCGGUGCGCUGGAAGUUCACGCCCAUGGGACGGGAUGCGGCGGGCCAGGUAUGGUUCACCGGCCUGACCAACUCGGAACCUGGUGAUGCCUGGUACAAGCUGCCCCGCGCACUUGACACUCCGUACCGCGAGGCCCACACGCGUUGGCACGGCUGCUUCCAGAGUCGCCAGCGUGGCCUGCCGCCCGCCUACACACAGCACUUGCGGGAGAUGGCCUUCUGGGACCCUGCGAUACCCGCGCAGUAUCUCAACUCAGACCCGCGCUGGGGGUGCGUGCAGUGGAGGGACAGGCAAAUCCGUGGCAAGGAGUUCGUGGUCACCAGGAACCAGUUCGGGGCAAAGCUGCCCUGGCAGUCCGACUAUGUGCCGCUCCUGUCGCCGCCGCAGCGGCCGCGCUUCACCGCGCAGGACUUCAGACAGCGGGACCUGCAGCGGCCCUACCCAGCCACCGGCCAGCCGCCUCCGGCUUUCACACCCGCGCUCUGAUAAAGCCGUGCUACUGACCCGUGUGUCCGUGUCCCCGU